AUGGUGCUGCGACCCGGGAGUACUACUUCGAAUGACGGGCUAAUGAUCCAAGAGGCAUCAGAGGCAGGUGCGCGGUCGGCUGGAAGGUCGCCGACCGCAAGAGAGCACAGUGAGAGACCUGUCGCGUCGUGGAGCUCUGAGGGAACCUUCACGACAGGCCACGGGGCCAGCGACGACCAGGAGGGCUACGAAGAACAGUUUGCCGUUCCCGAUGCGGCUCCCGACGAGGGAGCCGCGAAGGGCCGCGACGUAAGUCGCGGUCCUACUGGUCGGAAGCCUGCAAAGGCCGACGACCAACAACAACCCACCGCCAAGGCCGCCGCCAAGCGCAAGUCGCCCAAGAGGAGGAAGAAGAAGAAGCUGUGCGCGCCGGAUUCAGCGGAUGGACCGCCGGUCAAGGCGAGAGGCGAUGACACGAGGAAUCAGUUCACCGCGGCAGAGAUGAGGUAUAUGCUUGCUGGAGUGGAGCUGAUCCGGCUGCUGGAGCACGAUCCGAUCCUGCGUUUCAUCAAGCCCAACGCGAUCAAGUUCACGGGUCCUUUCCGGGUGCCGGACUAUGACAUGCUCACGAACGUCACGCGAGCCGCAGGGCGACACUCGAACGAUCACACAACCCUCAAACCGUGCCAUUUUAUCACACAAUUAUCACGCCGCACGCACGCACAAAACGACCUAUACCGCCAACUUCCAGCGUCGACUGGACACCAUAUCGCACUCGCAUCGCCCACAGACCACCACGCAUGCUUCAAGACGAUCGCAGGACCCAAAACAUCCCGCGACUUGACCCCUCCAUCUACGGUACUCAGCAGCGCUCGGUUGGAUCCUCCUCGCAAUCAGCCGGUCGCGGCGGUAGUGUACACGCCACCUACCUAUCGAGGAGCCAAACGGGUCAUCUCUUUCUGCGCACGGGUUGCUUCGGCAUCAUGGCAUCAUGUGCCCAAACCACACUGUGUCGCCGGCCUUUUGGCCCAGCCCAACACCUCGAGGCACACUGCCACGAUCGUGCCUGCUGUGCCGUGCCAGCAGCGGUCAGUCCCAUUGCCUGACCUACCUGCGGACAGCGCAGUUGGUUUCGAGCCUGGCGGGGUUUGGAAAUCAUCCGUUGAGAAAUGGUCGCUUACGAAGCGGACGGGCGUGUGGGAACGAUGGUUGUAG
Molecule: messenger RNA, 1155 nt
Organism: Phytophthora sojae
Lineage: Eukaryota; Oomycota; Peronosporomycetes; Peronosporales; Peronosporaceae
Exons: 1
Coding region: 1-1155 (384 amino acids)
Source: RefSeq, a predicted model, not a curated record